Messenger RNA from Vigna angularis (adzuki bean), 1221 nucleotides. RefSeq names its product zinc transporter 1. Lineage: Eukaryota; Viridiplantae; Streptophyta; Magnoliopsida; Fabales; Fabaceae. Gene Ontology annotation, biological process: zinc ion transmembrane transport. Gene Ontology annotation, molecular function: zinc ion transmembrane transporter activity. The coding region runs from base 57 to 1064 and encodes 335 amino acids. The transcript has 2 exons. The record is from RefSeq and is a predicted model, not a curated record. Gene Ontology annotation, cellular component: membrane.
CAUUUACGAACACCAUACAAAGGAUAAUCGACACAAUUAAGGAACAUAAUUAACAAAUGAAGACCAUAAAGUCAACGUUCCUCGUUGUGUGUCUCUUGGCCGCUCUCGUCUGUCCAACCAAGGCUCACGGAGGAGGUGGUGAUGAUUCUCACGAUGAUGAUUCCCACAGCGAAGAUUUACAUGCCAAGAGUCUGAUCCUUGUCAAAAUAUGGUGUUUGAUCAUCUUCUUUGUGAGCACUUUCGCUGGUGGGGUCUCUCCGUAUUUCUACCGAUGGAACGAGACUUUUCUUCUUUUGGGGACUCAGUUCGCUGCUGGGGUUUUCUUGGGAACCUCUUUGAUGCAUUUCUUGAGCGAUUCUAACGACACCUUCCGAGACCUGACCACAAAAUCUUACCCUUUUGCCUUCAUGCUCGCCUCAUCUGGCUACCUUCUCACCAUGCUUGGUGACUGCGUUGUCGUUUUUGUCACCAGCAAUAGCAAGAGGGAAGCCAAAGUGUUGGAACUGGAAGGUGGGACAACACCACAGGAUCAUGACCUAGCUGGAAAUCACUGUGCAGUGGACACCACAAACCCUAUGUUAUUGAAGACUUCUUCUGUGGGAGACACCAUUCUUCUCAUCCUUGCACUGUGCUUCCAUUCGAUUUUUGAGGGCAUUGCAGUUGGAGUUGCAGGUACUAAAGCGGAUGCAUGGAGGAACUUAUGGACAAUAUCCUUACACAAGAUAUUUGCUGCCAUUGCAAUGGGAAUUGCUUUGCUGAGGAUGUUACCUAAGAGACCCUUAGUAACAACUGCAGCAUAUUCUUUCGCCUUUGCUAUCUCAAGCCCCAUCGGUGUGGGGAUUGGCAUUGCCAUAAACGCUACAACACAAGGACGCACAGCAGAUUGGAUGUUUGCUAUAACAAUGGGUAUUGCUUGUGGGGUGUUUAUCUAUGUUGCCAUCAAUCAUUUAAUAUCCAAAGGCUUCAAACCGCAGAAACCAACGCGUUUCGACACUCCCUGGUUUAGGUUUCUCGCUGUGCUUUCUGGUGUAGCUGUUAUGGCAGUUGUCAUGAUCUGGGACUGAUCGUCAUCUUCUUUCAAUUCCUGUUUUUCUUUGUCCGCUAACGUUGUUCUACGAAAAUGUGAGUGUGACAACAAGGUGAAUGUUUACCAUUAUAUACAUGUAUGUUCGCAAUAUUUAAUGUUGAUUUAUACUAUUUUCACUCUCAACUUAUAUAUAA